GCAGGUUCGUCUGCAGCCAGGGCAGUGCUUUCUCUAGUGGGCGGACGGUAGCGGUGACAGCGACGCUCCGAGUCUCCCGACAAACUGCCAAAAAGCAGACAACAAUCGCCAUGGCGGAGUUAGACUUGAGUCUAAGCGACGCUCUGGUGGACAGUGCUCCGCAGCAAGGUCCGGAAAGCCGGGUGGAGAGGGAUUUUGUGGCUCAAUUGGAGGCGGAGACCUUCGAUGAUCAAAUCGGGGAGACCGUAGGCAAGACGGACUACAUCCCUUUGCUGGACAACGAUGAUGCCAGUGCAGGUACAGCAUUGGAAAAUGGAGACGAGAAAGCUCAGGGGGUGCAAAAGCCCGGUUGUAAAGUGACCACAGGGGGGCAGACGUCAAUGUCGCUCCCAGAGCAUCGGGGAGAUGGGCAGCCGCUUAAAGUUGAUCCGCAGCAGUUCUUGGCAGCAGACUUCUUAUCUGGUUUCUCCCAGCCUGCAGGCCCAGGUUUGAAUAUGGAAGGCGGCCCUGCAGCUUUUACCGCAGAGAAGCCUCCAAGUAUCGCGGAUCCUCUGCAACCCUCAACGGGGUCCGAGGCCCCAAAAGUGGCGCACAGCCCCAUGCAGCCUGAACCGCAAGCUCCUCGCAGCCCGCUGGAUCUGACAGCAGGUGCCUUAGGUGACUGCUGGCCAGACCCGAUUGCCUGCCUAUCAUCCGACCUCCCUUUCACCCCCAGUGUCACCUCUGUGAUCAGUCGUCAUGCUAACAAUCUCGCAAUGAUUCGCGAUGACACCCCUAAGACCUUGCCCAGCAGAGAAAGCCCAGCUUAUGCCGGAGGUGACGAAAGGGACGCAGACGAAUCGGACAGAAAACACAAGAAAAAGAAGAAAAGGAGACAGAAAGACGAGGGCUCUUCUGAACACUUGGAAAGCAAAGGUCACCUUGAAGCGCAUGGAGAAAGCGUUCCCUCAGCGGACUUAUUCUACCAAAGGCCUGAACCCAAACGAGAUAGCGGGGAUGGAUGGGAGGAGCAAAUUUGGAAAAGCGGAGGGCGAGGUAAGAAGGGCAAAAGCAGGAAGAAGAUUCCAGAAGAAUGGGAAGUGUCUCCGGAGUCAUUUGCCACUUCAUCCGCGGGGAAAAUCACCCAAGAAGCUAUGAAGGAUCUCGGAAGUUCAACUCUAGCAAGCAUGGACGUCUCCUUUGCUGACAUAAAUACCAGCCAGAGCCCUUGGAAAGAGGAGACCUUUCCAGAAGAGGGCCUCAUCCCGUCGUCGUUCUCCCAUGAAGUAUUAGUUCCUGCAAGUCCACUCGUUUUGAACAGCGAGCUGAAAGCUACAGCAGCUCCGUUCACGAUGCCCUCCUCUACCGGCGCUGGGCCGGUUGACCCCUUCCCCGUGGCGGCGAGUCCAGGUGAUCCAUUCGAAAUGCUGAUUGAUACCGAAAACGUCAGCUCGGGCGACAUGGGCGAUAGUGGGAUGUUUGAAACGAGUUCCUUCCAAGAGCCUGUUAAGCAAAGCAUCCCCGAGGUCGACAUUUCAGCUUUCAGCCCUUCAUCCCAGCCAGGCUCCGCCCUUUCGGCAAACGGCGAGGUGUUUGCAUCGGCCCCGCCCCUUUCACCAUCCGACGCCUCGUGGCUCUUGAACAACUCGCACGCUAGCAGCAACAGUGAGCCGUUUGAUUUCGGUGACGUGAGCACUUUGGGCUUGGUUUUCGACACCCCUUCCCCAGCCCCACUCCGCUCCCCCAAAACCACAGCGCAGGAAGCCCAAUCCAAAGAAGCGAAAAGCGAGCAGUCAGACAAGAAGCAAUCCAAGAAGUCUCGCUCUUCGUCUUCGUCCUCUGCGAAGAGUCCCACCAGCUCAGCGGCAAAACAAAUACCUACGCAAGACUCUCCAAGUGUUAGCCCCUCUUCCUCCCCAUCUAUGGUCUCACUCGGAACGCCAACAUCUGGCCUUAACCCUGCAGCGAAACCCUUCUUUCCCAGCUUUGCCGAUACCGUGGAACAACCGAACGUGGUUUCCCCCAUCAUCGAAGACAAUGUUGCCAAGUCGGACAAGAAGGAGGAGCAGCCCAAGGUGGACCUCAGAGAUGCAGCUGAGCAGAAGAGCGUAAAGGUUGACUUUUCAAUGAGUGAGACGGCAGACAAGUCGGAGAAAGAUUUAGGGACAGACAAACAAAAGCAAUCUGAUUUGUGGAAAGAGCACGAAAAUGUUCAACAGAAGGAAAAAGCGACGGAAAAGCUUACAGAGGAAAAAGAUCUUCCUGCGAAAGAGAAAACGACUGUGAAAGUUACCGAGGAAAAAGAAUCUGAAAAAGUUGAGAAAGAGGCAGUGAAAGUGAAAGAGGAGUCUGAAAAAGUGAAGGAGAAGCAAGCGGAAGAAAAAACAAAAGAGCCAGAGAAAGUAGAAUUAGUCCAACAGAAAAUAGAAAAAGUAGAUAAAGCAAACAAGCCCGAUGUCCCCGCAGACAAAUUGGUAAAGACAGAAACAUUUGACAGGGCAGAAAAAGACGAAAAGAUGGCCAUGACUGACCAAGUCGAGAAAAAAGCAGACCUUCUGGUCAAAAGUGUCGAGAGCAAAACCACCGAGAAGGCGGGGAUGACAGAGGUGAAGGACAGCAAAGAGCAACACGUCGAAUCCAAAGUGGAAAAAAAACCCGAGCAUCCGCCGACACCUGUCAAAUUUGACGCCUCUCCUGACAAGGCGGAAAAGAAGGCCGGCGUGGCAGCUGAUGUGGAAGAAGCCACAAAAGCUUCCACUCUCACGCACAAAACCGAGAAAGAGGAGGAAGUUGAGAAACUCUCGGAGAAGCCGGCGGAGGCAGCAAAGCAGAUAAGCGGCAAGGAGGAGAAGCAGGAGAAAAUACAGAGUGACAAAAAAGCGCUGGAGAAAAGGGAUGACAAGAAGGAGAAGGCUGUCAAGGCAGAUGGAGGAGAGAAGGCCAAAAAAGUCAAAUCUCCAACCAAUGGGAGCAGCGCAGCACCCAACAAAGAUUUGCCGAGUGCCGACAAGAAGACUAAGCUUGCUGCCGGGGCAACAAAACCGAGCAGCAUCUCCAGAACACGACAAGUCCCAGCCGCUGCUGGUAACGGUUCUGCUGCAGCACCUACUAAGCGCCCCACACCUUCCUCAGUCACAUCCACCUUAGAUAAAAAAACAACAACCAGGGCCCCGGUGGCAGCCGCUGUCGGCCCAAAGCGGCCCUCUACAAAUACUGCCAGCCGCCUUGCAUCCUCAGCCGCAACCGCUACACGUGAUGUUAAACCCAAGGCACCCACAGAGAGGCGCCCCCCUGUGCCAAAGGCCAGCACUGCCAGCUCAAGUCAAGCCGGCUCCUCCACCGCUACCAAAAAUGGAACCACCGCAACCAGUAAAGCGACCACAUCGACACGCACAACUUUGUCAUCCCGCACGACGACCAGCGCGGCAACCAAAAAGCCCUUGGCCUCCAAGACAGACGGCCAACCGAGUGUGGAGAAGAAGCCCAGCACUCUCAGGACUUCCACAGCAGACUCCACCAAACCCAGGAGCAGCACCACCACAAUGCGCAGCUCCACUUCCACUACGACCACCGCCGCUCGCACCCGCACCGCAGCCCCCAAAACGUCCGCAGCAUCCAGCGCCACCGCCGCCGGCACAGAGAAAAAGCCCCUGGUCCCUCGUGCUCCCAGGACCACUUCCUCUGCGACAACCACGACAAGCACCACAAGGACCACGGCUCGCCCCGGAACGGCUCCCGCCCCCGAUAUCCACAAUGUCCGCUCAAAGAUCGGCUCUACGGACAACAUAAAACACCAGCCGGGGGGUGGGAAGGUGUCAGCUGCCUCUAAGGGCAGGGUCCCCGCCUCCAAAGAAAAAAGCCAGGUCAAAGUUCAGAUAGUCUCGCAAAAAUUGGACUUCAGUCACGUCGGCGCACGCUUGGGCUCCAAGGACAAUAUGAAGCAUGUUCCUGGUGGAGGGAAUGUGCAGAUUCUCAACAAGAAGGUCGAUUUAAGUAAGGUGACGUCAAAGUGCGGCUCAAAGGACAACAUCAAGCAUAAGCCCGGAGGUGGUGACGUGAAGAUUGAGUCACACAAAAUCAACUUUAGGGAAAAAGCUCAGUCCAAAGUGGGUUCAUUGGACAAUGUGAGCAGUUCACCUGGUGGAGGAAGCGUCAAAGCUGAGGGACCCCAGGAGACAGGUGAGGGUGUCGGGACAGCAUCGCUUGGUCCAGAGUCUGGGCAGGUGGGGAGCCCUGCUGCCCAUGAGAAUGGGCUGAAGGAUGUGGCUCCUUGUGAGGGUCUCCAGGAAACCCAGGCUUUGGUUUCCCACAUCCCAGAGACAAGCAUUUAAUUCUGCUGUCCCCUCUGCCCUCCUCAUCUCAUGGCCCCGCCCCUAUCUGUCCCCCUUGCGCCUCAUCCUCCCUUCUUUUUCUAACAUUUCUGCCGCAGAUUGAGUCUUUUAAGCUCAACUUCCGCGAGGUGGCUCGCUCUCGCACGGACCACGGCGCCGACAUCACCAACUGCUCCUCCUGAUGACAAGAGAACCCCAACACCGCACCCCCAAAUCUGUUCCUGUAGUGCACGCCACAAGCUACAUCCUUACAGUGUCCAAUAUGGCGUCUGCGCCAGGGUUUUUAUUUUAUUUUUUAUUUUUAUUAGUUUGCCAACCAGACUUCCCCCUCCCCAACUUUACAUAUCCUCCUCGUUCCCUCAAUAAGCUGUCAUAUCUCCGCUUAAGUGUAACAAUAAUUCAUUCAUUUCCUCACCAUUUCAGUCUAGCUUAGCAACAUAAACGGGAUGACAAAAACACACAAAAAAAAAAAAUGUAGGCUGUUUAACUCUUUGUGAUAGUGUUUUGAGUGGCAACCCUAAAAAGUAGUUUAAUGGGGUCCUUUAUAUUCGCAUUGAUUACCUCUUACCUUUUUAAUUCUAACGUUUAUUUAUUUAUUUGCCGUUUCUUGACAAUUAUUUUCAGAAAGUCCUGGGACAACUUUUUUUUUGAGAGCGCACUCGCAUUAUUUAUCAUUCUAUACCAUGCCCAAAUUUUUCUUUUUUUUUUUUUUCCCUACCCAAAAAAGAAUUUGCCUUUUGUCUAAAAUAAAGAUACCACUAGAUGGCGCUAAAGCAUUCAAUUGUAAAAAUCUAUGGGAGAAACUAAGGCACAAAAUGAAGUUGGAGAUUUAUUGUAAAAGAUGUUAAGAGGAAAGUGAGCCAAGUAAUGUGGUUAAAUAGCAAGAUGCUUGUGUGUGUGGUUUCUCAAUGUAUUUUAGGGUCACAGUAGUUGGAGGGGAUUUAUUAAUGCAAUCCAGAGGGAGAUAAGGAAAGUGCUUGUAAGAAUAUGUGCCUCUUCCAUGACUAUUCAGUCAUCCCGGAAGGAACCGCUUGUCCAAACUGGCAGAAAUAGUGGCGUGUAAUUUAAUUUGAAACCAGGACUAAAUGGAUCAUAUGAUUCAGAAGCUUUUUUUUUUUUUUUUAAUCCCAAAAGUGAGUGACAGGAAGGGGAAUUCGUUUCAAAUCGUUUUGGUUUUACAUUUUUGCUUCCAGGAUUAAAUCGAGCUAAUACAGGAGAUUUAUAACAAGUGGCGGCAUGUCUUGAGUAAGAAUACUUAUUAUCUGCAGUUUUAAGUAUAGCAUUCGAACAAUAUACUGUCAUGUUAAGUGUUUAAUCUGCUUUGGGUUUUUUUCUUUUUUUUUGGCCACCUGGAGGUAGAAGAACCUCUAAAAUGCUUUUUUCAAAGACAGAUGGCAAGUUAAUCAAACAGUGGAAAAGUAUAACUGUUAAGAAUACAACGCAAUCCAGCAGUAAUUUGUUCAGAUUGAUUUGUUUUGUGCAAAAUGUUUGUUUCAUGCUUAAGUAACAUUUUCAUUAUUUUAAUUGUGAAGUUAACCACUGUUGAUUAUGUUAAGUACCUAAUGUUUGCUCAAAUGGGAGGUUUUUUUUUUUGCUACAAAUGGGAACGCGUAGAAGUUCAGUUUCCGAUUGUCAUGUUUUUAUUCUGCCGUCACAAAAAAAAAGAGUAAAAGCAACAAAACUACAAAAAAAUAUUUGGAUUGGCGCUGGUUUUGUGCAACUUGAGAGGCAUUACCAAAUGUUUUUUUUUUUUUUUAUUUCAGUUGAAUUGUUUCAUUGUAGUCAAAAUACACAUUUUCCACAAGAAAUGUCAUUGGAAUUUUAAAGGGAAUUUACAAACUACAGAUUCAUUCUUUUCAGUUCUACAAUUUGAUAACAAAAAUCUGAAAAUUCUGUACCAAAGGUGAAUUGAAUCCACUUUUAAACACUCCAGAAUUGUUUUUGAAAUUGUCGCUUUAAUGCACAAACACAAACAUUGCACCUCAAACCUUGGAAAUAUAAUCUAAUAGCAAACCAAAACAUAAUCCAACAAUAUCAUUCUCAAUGUUAUUUUCAUGAUGAUAUGCACAAAUAUUGAUCAGUAAUUGCAAACAAAUACACACGCAUCAGGAUGUUUUAAAGCAGUUUCAUUUAAUUUGAAUAAUUUGUGAGGAUUUUGCAUUUUUUGCCACGUUAUAGCCUUGCCUGUACCCCAUUUUUUUCUUUUUUUGUUGUUUAUUUUGAUGGAUGUUUGUUUUUGCUUCUUGCUCCUUUGAGACUGCACACAGAUGUAUAUAGGUAUUUUAUUGCUGAUGCUCUCUCAGAAAAAAAAGAAACGAACAACACCAACAGCAGGGGUUUAGCGGUCAACUCUAGCUUGGUUUCAAAACGGGAAGGAUGCUUUAUCAUUAUCAUUUAACGAGAAAUAACUGUUGUCAAAUGUUAGCCUUUUUCAUUUGAAAGGGGCCCUUGAAGUGAAACAAUGUCUUAGACAUCUUGAACUUUUUUUUUUUUUAAUUUAUCAUUGUGUUCCUGUAGCCUCACAGAUGGUGUGCUCUCAUGGUUGAAAAUAUUCUCAAAACAAAUGUAGACCACGAAAAUAACAAUAGGGAUGGGCAUCUGUUAUUCAUUAAGUAUUGCUGAGUCUCAUUUAUUUUGUAGUUUAAUUAGCAACCAAUGUUUAGUUUACAUUUCCUUUGUGCAGUUCUAACCUGGGAAAAAAAAUGAUUGAGGUUUCAAAAACUUUCUAAAACUAGCACACCUACAAAAAAGCCCAUCCCUAUUGCGCAACAACCUGGUUGGGUUUAAAGGAUAACAUUAGAUUUGCAACUUGAAAUUGUUCAUUGUUUCAAACAGACUAUUGCUGUGUAGGUAACAAAGGCUGCUGUGUCAUCUUAGCGAAUAAGUGCUGUGGAGCUUCGUCUUCCACCCCGGCACUCAUAGUAAGCAAGUGUAAACCUAAUAGCUCCUUAAUAGCUGUCGUAAACCUGCAGAGCAUGCUGACAAAACAAUAGGAUAUGUUCAGUGGACGUACUUUGUCAUUGACAGAAUCUCCUUGUUUUUGUGUUGCUUUUUCUCUUUAUUUUUUUUUGGGGUUUGAGAAUAAAGUGUUCAUUGUGACUACCUGUUAAUUAGUGAUGUGACAAUUAAACAAUAAAUGAAAAAGUGAUUAAA
Messenger RNA from Syngnathus acus (greater pipefish), 7463 nucleotides. RefSeq names its product microtubule-associated protein 4. The coding region runs from base 111 to 4310 and encodes 1399 amino acids. Lineage: Eukaryota; Metazoa; Chordata; Actinopteri; Syngnathiformes; Syngnathidae. Gene Ontology annotation, cellular component: neuron projection. Gene Ontology annotation, biological process: microtubule cytoskeleton organization; neuron projection development. The transcript has 17 exons. Gene Ontology annotation, molecular function: microtubule binding. The record is from RefSeq and is a predicted model, not a curated record.